AUGGGAAAUUGCUUGGAAUCGUGCUCAAAGAGGAACGAUAAUGAAGACGAAAACGUCGAGUCUUCAGUGAACUCGAAACCCUUUUCACGGGAUGGUAGUGAUACUGAAAAAUACUCGAAUAUUUCGUAUCCAUGGAGUUUAAAACCUCUGAUUACAAGAAAAUCUGAAGCUGCUAGCAUUACUCUACCUGGACCGAACAAAGAAGGAGAAAUAAUGCAUUCUCAAUAUUUGAAGUCUUUUAUGUUGGAGGAGCUAAAGAUUGCUACUGGAAAUUUCUGUGAAGAGAGUCUAAUCGGAGAAGGAGGGUUCGGGUUUGUUUAUAAAGGUUGUGUUAAUGGUGGACCUGGAAUCGAACUCGCGGUUGCUGUAAAGAAGCUUAAAAUUGAAGGGGUUCAAGGACACAAGGAGUGGUUGAGGGAAGUGAAUUAUCUCGGGAGAUUGCGUCAUCCGAAUCUAGUGAAAUUGAUUGGAUACUCGUUGGAAGACGAACAACGUCUUUUGGUUUACGAGUAUAUGCCUAAUGGAAGCUUGGAGAAUCAUUUGUUUGAAAGGGGUUCCAAUGUGCUCUCUUGGUCACUGCGUAUGAAAGUUGCGAUUGGUGCUGCUCGAGGGCUAUGCUUUUUGCACGAAGCUAAAGACCAAAUCAUUUACAGAGACUUCAAACCAGCAAAUAUACUUCUCGAUUCAGGGUUCAAUGCUAAACUCUCAGACUUUGGAUUAGCCAAAGAAGGUCCAACAGAUGACCGUUCGCACGUUACAACCGAAGUCAUUGGUACACAAGGCUACGCAGCUCCAGAAUAUCUAGCAACAGGCCAUCUAACAACGAAAUGCGACGUAUACAGCUUCGGUGUAGUCUUGCUAGAGAUUCUCUGUGGACGUAGAGCCAUAGACAAAACCAAAGCUAGAGAAGAAGAAAACUUAGUGGAAUGGGCAACACCUUACUUGCGAGACAAGCGAAAAGUGUUUCGGAUAAUGGACACAAGACUUGUGGGUCAAUACCCUCAGAAAGCUGCGUUUAUGAUGUCUUUCUUGGCUUUACAAUGCAUCGGAGAGGUUAAGGUUAGACCAACGAUGCUUGAGGUCUUGUCUCUUCUUGAGAAAGUUCCAUUUCCAAGACAUAGAAAGACUAGAAGCAAAGGUUUUGCCACUACUACUAACUCUUCUUCUUUGUCUUCAAAACGGUUUCUCAGAAUCACUAAUUAA
Molecule: messenger RNA, 1203 nt
Organism: Arabis nemorensis
Lineage: Eukaryota; Viridiplantae; Streptophyta; Magnoliopsida; Brassicales; Brassicaceae
Source: the annotation of a GenBank genome assembly